AUGAUUCCCUACCGCCUAUGCUUCGACCGAGAUGCCACCGGAGUCCUCGAAAUUCUCGAGAACUCCCUCGACAUUUUUUUCAUGCUAGACGUAGUCCUCAAUUUCUUCACUGGCGUCUAUGUAGGCGGCCAACUGGUUAUGACCUUGGAAGGAAUCGCCCCGCACUACCUGAGGACAUGGUUUUGCGUAGAUGUGGUGGCCUCCUUCCCUUACGAGUGGAUAUUCAAAGCCUCUACUCUCGAGGGCGUACAGCUCCUUCGAGUCGUCAAAUUUGCUCGGCUCUUGAGGGUUAUACGUCUUUUACGAGUGCUGAAACUAAAACGGAUAAUUUCGAAGGUCUCUCAUCGUGGUUCCUAUGCGGACAUCAUUCAUAUCAUCCUCUCAGGUUGA
Molecule: messenger RNA, 390 nt
Organism: Perkinsus marinus ATCC 50983
Lineage: Eukaryota; Perkinsozoa; Perkinsida; Perkinsidae
Product: voltage and ligand gated potassium channel, putative
Exons: 2
Coding region: 1-390 (129 amino acids)
Biological process (GO): monoatomic ion transport; transmembrane transport
Cellular component (GO): membrane
Molecular function (GO): monoatomic ion channel activity
Source: RefSeq, a predicted model, not a curated record